UUGGCCGGUUAUGUGUUUUGGGAGAGAAUUUAUAGUUUUAAGGUUACUUUCUAUUCUAACGGUGAAAGUUUUGACUGAAUUUUAAUAUAGUUAGUAGUUACAAGAUAUUUAAGAUGACGAUGACGAACCAGAGUUAAAUAUAAUUGUGGAAAUGUUAUGUAAAGUUUUAUGAAAGGGAGACCAUAUGUCGAUCGUUUGGUUUUUGAAUUCAGAAAGAUAAGUGACACGAUUAUUUUGGGUUUCGUCUUAUCCUCGUCCAUCUACACCGCGUAUGGUCUGGUCCUACUAAACGAGAAUAAGUCGACGUGGCAAAGUAACAAUUAAAUACAUUCCACUCCACCGGACCGGACUUUCAUUCCUUGCCCUUCUGUCUGGAUAGUUAGUUAUCUCCUCCGAUAAGCCAAACCAAGAUGGAUCCCUCUCCCAUCGUGAUAACCUUUGCCGCCUUCUUUCUCCUCGCCACAGUCUCCGGACAAGAACCGUUUCGCCGCUUCGAGUACAAAUAUUCUUUCAAGCCACCCUACCUUUCACAAAAAGAUGGCACCGUUCCAUUCUGGGAGCAUAGCGGAAACGCCAUCGCUAGCGAAGAAAACUUGAGGAUAACGCCAAGUUUAAAGAGCCAAAAGGGCAUGAUAUGGUCCAAACUUCCAACCGCAUUUGAAUGGUGGGAAGUCGAGAUAUUAUUCAGAGUGACGGGGCGCGGAAGGAUAGGAGCGGAUGGGCUGGCGUUCUGGUUUACGGAGCAGAAAGGUGUGGAAGGACCAGUAUUCGGAACGUCCGAUAAAUGGGUCGGGCUCGGUGUCCUCUUCGACACGUUCGACAACGACAACAAGCACAAUAAUCCGUACAUCAUGGCCAUGGUCAAUGACGGCACGAAGGCGUACGACCACCAAAAUGACGGCUCCACCCAACAAUUGGCCGGAUGUUUGCGCGAUUUUCGUAACAAACCGUUCCCCGUGAGGACGAAGGUCAUGUAUUACAAGAAUGUCCUCUCGAUAUUCAUCAACAACGGGAUGUCCAACAGCGACACGGACUAUGAACUUUGUCUCCGCGCGGAAAAUGUGUUCCUCCCGAGUCGCGGAUACUUUGGUCUCUCCGCCGCCACAGGAGGACUUGCUGAUGAUCACGACGUUCAAAAGUUCAUGACGUGGAGCCUCCUCCUCGACUCUGCCACGUACGGCGACGUGACCGCCGAACAGCAAAAGUUUGACCAAGAGUUCAAGCAAUAUCAAGACCAGUUGGAUAAGAAGAAGGAAGAGUAUCACAAAGAGCAUCCCGACGCCAAGAAGGAGAAGGAUGACGACGACUGGUUUGAGGAGGAGCAGAUUCGCGAACUCCGCCAAAUCUUUCAAGGCCAAUCUGAACUGCGGGGACUGGUGCAAACGUUGAGCAGGAAGUUGGACGAGAUUGUAGGCCGACAAGAGACAACGAUUUCGCUCGUCAGUUCAUUCCAAGGACAGGGAGCGAUUGGUCAUAUUCCUCAAGGUCAAAUUCCAAUGCAGCCACCAGCGGUUGGAGGUGGAGGCAUGGCGCGUCACGAGGUGGACAACAUGCUCGCGGCGAGUCGAGAACUAUUGACGUCGACGAGAGACAUCAAAACCCUCUUGCAAACAAUGUCCGCCAAUAAUGGGGGCAAACCUGCCAGCUAUGGAAAUAUAGACAUUACCGGAUCAGUCAACGAGCUUAAGGACGGGAUCAACACUCUCAAACGUGACGUGUCCGCCGUGUCGCAGCGCGUUCAUUCGGCCCCCGUGGGGACCGGAGCAUCCGGUCAGAUGGGAGGCUGUCCGAGCUGCGUCUCCACCACGGUCGUCGUCGCCAUGGGCUUCGUCCAAAUGGGCGUCAUCCUCGGCUACCUUUUGUACAAGUCGAGCAAGGAAAAUCAAGCCAAGAAAUUCUAUUAAGCCAAGACUAUUUUUAAUCAGCUAUUAAUUAGUUAACUAAUUAAUUAGGCAAUUAAUUUGUGUACUUAAUUAAUCGAGAGGCACUGGCGACGCGACGUAACGAUUAUGAUUCUUCAUCAUUUUUUUAUCAGUAGUGUAAAAUUUUUGCUGUUUCCGUUCUUUUUUUGUGAUUUUUUGAUUUGACUGAAGUAACAUAAGAUACAUAGAAUUAUCUUGCGAUGCGGUAGCUAUAAAUGUUAAGAUACGGUAUAAGAUAAGCUACAUAAUUAUUAAGAUAAGGUUAAGCGCAGAUAUUGUAACAAUCAGUUGCAAAAUGAAGGGAGUUCACCCAAUCAUCACAUAAACUAGAAGCUGGGACUGAAUUUCUUCUUAUAAAAUGAGAGGAAUUUCGACCAGUUGUUAGUUAAUUGCAUUUCAAUUAGGAUAAUUAUUUAGUUAAUUAAUUAAUUAAUCCAUUCUCGUGCUCAGUACAUAAAUAUAAUUGGGAUAAAUUAGAGGAAAGAUCUUAAGUAUUUGCGAUCUUCAUUAGGUAAUUACAGUCCCGCUCAAAAUAUUCUUUAAUUUGAUAAGUGUAAAUGUAAUUAAAUGUAUAUUAAAUUAAUUAAUUGGUAAAUAUGCUAAUUAGGAAUUAUUUAUAAUUUGCAUAAAUAUUUACGGAGGAGAGUAUACUUCCAGUCAGAAUUGUGUAUUUAAUUACUUUUUAAUUAAAUUAUAUAAAUGAAGGAAGGGGUGCAUGCUGCAUUUUGUUUUAUUUUUUAUGGUGGUGUGGUGCUUAGUUAUUUUAAUUGAGGAGAUAAUUCAGGUAAAUAUAAGUAUAAUUAAUUAGAAAUAUUUAAUUGUAAUUAAUUAAUUUCUGGGACAGAAUCUAAUCGAAUCCAAUAUGGGCAAGUUAAACACGAUAUUAUAAAUAAUUGCAUGCAAAACAAAUCAUGGUUGUUGUAAAAAAAAUGUCGAGAUAGUUUUAAGAGUAAUUAGUUAAUUGUGAGGCUAUAUAUAUAAAAUUAAGUUAUUGAUAUGGUACAUAAGCAGGGACUAAAACUUUAGAAUUUGCAUAAUGUGGAGGCGGGCAAUUAUAAAUUAGAUUUAACUAAUUAAAUAAUUAAAAUGAAAUUAAGAGACUGACGACUGGCUCAUCAGUUUUGCUAAUUAAUAAUUCUGUAUCAAUUUAAAAUUCAAAAUUGUCACGACUUUUGUCCUGCAUUUUCCAAGAGUAAGAUUUUUAAUCCAGUUAAAUUUACAGUUAAUGUUUAACCUUUUCUGUGCAUAAUAAUUAAUUCAUAUUAAUUAUGUACAUAUAUCAAGAUAAAAGCUGAAUAAAAAUGUGACGUGAUGACUAUAAAAUUA
This is a messenger RNA of Folsomia candida, 3248 nucleotides long. RefSeq names its product protein ERGIC-53 (gene ergic53). Lineage: Eukaryota; Metazoa; Arthropoda; Collembola; Entomobryomorpha; Isotomidae. Gene Ontology annotation, molecular function: D-mannose binding. Gene Ontology annotation, biological process: Golgi organization; endoplasmic reticulum organization; endoplasmic reticulum to Golgi vesicle-mediated transport. The coding region runs from base 411 to 1904 and encodes 497 amino acids. Gene Ontology annotation, cellular component: endoplasmic reticulum membrane; COPII-coated ER to Golgi transport vesicle; Golgi membrane. The record is from RefSeq and is a predicted model, not a curated record. The transcript is spliced from 12 exons.